AGGCAUUUAUUUUGAAAGUUGGUGCAGCAGGCGGCCAUCACGCUGGUGUCGCUAUUUUCAACUGCCUCACCAGCUAAAGACGCACUCAUCACGUCUAUAAUCGCAACACAAGAUUGUAGUCUUGGUUUCCCAGCCUCGAUUCCUUACUGAUGAGGGACUUUCGGCCCGACUGACACAGGGAGAUGGGGGUACUCAAUAUUUCAGACCAGCCGCCUCUGGUCCAGGCCAUAUUUAACCGAAAUACUGAUGAAGUGAAGUUAUUUUUGCACAAGAAAGAUGAAGUCAAUGCACUGGACCAAGAGCGCCGCACACCUCUUCAUGCUGCUGCCUGGCUGGGGGACGUUCAUAUAAUGGAUCUUCUCAUCAGUGCAGGUGCGAAUGUCAAUGCAAAGGACCAUGUGUGGCUAACACCACUGCACAGAGCGGCUGCUUCCAGAAAUGAGAGGGCUGUGGGGCUGCUGCUGAGGAAGGGAGCUGACGUGACCGUACGGGAUAAGUUCUGGCAGACACCACUGCACAUUGCGGCAGCCAACCGAGCCACGCGUUGUGUCGAGACCCUGCUGCCCCAUGUGACCAGCAUGAAUAUGGCUGACCGUACGGGCAGAUCGCCCCUGCAUCAUGCUGCUCAGAGUGGAUACCAGGAGAUGGUUAAAUUGCUGCUGAACAAGGGAGCAAAUCUGAGUGCCAGUGACAAGAAGGACAGGCAGCCCAUUCAUUGGGCAGCUUACCUUGGACAUCUGGAGGUGGUUAAGCUGCUGGUGUCUCAGGGCUCGGAUAAGAGCUGUAAGGAUAAGCGGGGAUACACCCCUCUCCACGCUGCUGCUGCCAGUGGCCACGUCGAUGUGGUCAAGUACCUGUUACGCAAUGGAGCCGAGAUUGAUGAGCCUAAUGCCUUUGGAAACACUGCUCUCCAUGUGGCUUGCUACACGGGGCAGGAAGCCGUAGCCAACGAGCUGGUGAACCGUGGGGCCAAUGUCAACCAGCCCAACCACCGUGGCUACACGCCCUUGCACCUGGCUGCCGUGUCCACCAAUGGGGCUCUUUGCCUGGAACUCCUGGUCAACAAUGGUGCUGAUGUCAACAUGCAGAGCAAAGAAGGGAAAAGCCCUUUGCACAUGGCAGCCAUUCAUGGACGUUUCACUCGCUCUCAGAUCCUCAUUCAAAACGGUGGGGAGAUAGAUUGUGUGGACAGAUAUGGCAAUACUCCUCUUCAUGUUGCUGCUAAGUAUGGCCAUGAGCUGCUUAUCAGCACCUUGAUGACAAACGGUGCUGACACAGCCAGACAAGGGAUUCAUGGGAUGUUUCCUCUACACUUAGCUGUGCUCUACGGGUCCUCUGACUGUUGUCGUAAGCUACUUUCCUCAGGUCAGCUCUACAGCAUUGUGUUGUCAAUGAGUAAAGAACACGUGCUCUCGGCCGGAUUUGACAUCAACACCCCAGACAAUUUUGGGAGGACCUGUCUACACGCUGCUGCCUCUGGAGGAAAUAUUGAAUGUCUCAACCUGCUCUUAAGCAGUGGAGCUGACAUGAAUAAGAAGGACAAGUUUGGAAGGACUCCUUUGCACUAUGCGGCUGCUAACGGGAGGUAUCAGUGUGUGGUCGUACUGGUUGGAGCCGGGGCAGAGGUCAACGAACGCGACCGCUCUGGCUGUACACCUCUACACUACUCGGCUGCAUCGACUGCAUUCUGCAGAACGGACCGGCCCCAUGCCAGCACCCAUCAGAACCAAGAGGAUGGGGAGAAGGAAUCCUUCCUGUGUGUGGAGCAUUUGUUGGAUAACGGUGCUGAUCCAUCUCUGUGCAACACUAAAGGAUACAGUGCUGUGCAUUACGCUGCGGCCCACGGCAACAAACAAAACCUGGAGCUGCUUUUGGAGAUGUGCUUCAACACAAUUGGAGACAAGGAAAGCAAUGGGUCCGUCAGCCCACUACACUUGGCGGUGGAGUCAGGUCACUGGGAAUGCGUCACAGUGUUAAUUGAGUCUGGAGCGUGUGUGGAUGCAUGUGACCCGGUGGGGCGCUCUGUGCUGUAUGUGGCCUCUCAAAGAGGACACGCCCGCUGCGUAGAGCUCCUGCUCGGCCAGUCAGCAUCUUGCCUGCUCACAGAACACUGCAGCAAAUGGGGCCCUCUUCAUGUUGCAGCUGCCAACGGCCACUCAGAAUGUCUGCGGAUGCUGCUCUGUAGUGAGGGAGGAGCCGACCUUGUUAAUGUUACAGAAGUGGAGGGACAAACUCCACUAAUGCUGGCAGUGCUGGGGGGACACACUGACUGCGUGCAUCUGCUGCUGGAGAGAGGAGCUUGCCCUGAUAUGCGAGACAGGAGAGGAAGAACAGCCUUACACAGAGGGGCGGUGAUGGGUCGGGAGGACUGUAUAACCGCCCUGCUGUCCCACAACGUCUCAGUCCUUAGCAGAGAUUUUCAGGGGCGAACCGCGGUCCAUCUGGCUGCCUCUUGCGGCCAUGCUGACAUUCUCUCCAAUCUUCUUUCUGCUGCUGACCACUCCCAUCCCCACGACCCAAUCACAGACCGCCACGGCUACACACCCGCACACUGGGCAGCCUAUCACGGUCAUGAAGACUGUUUGGACGUUUUACUUGAACUUAAACCAUGUAGUAUCCAGGAGGGAAACCCCUUCACCCCACUGCACUGUGCUCUCAUUAAUGGCCAUAGUGGUUCUGCUGAGCUGCUGUUGGAAUCCAGUGGUUGUAAUUCGCUGGUAAACAUCAGGGAUGCCAAAGGAAGGACCCCGCUUCACGCGGCCGCAGUUGCCGAGGACGUGGCUGGGCUGCAGCUGGUUCUGCGGCACGGAGCUGACAUCAACGCCGUGGACCACUCAGGGCGUUCUGCACUGAUGGUGGCUGCCGAUAAUGGCCAAAGCGGUGCAGUAGCCCUGCUGCUGCACAGAGCCAAAGCUGACCUGUCCCUCCUGGAUGUGAACAAGAACACUGCCCUGCACCUGGCCUGCAGCAAGGCUCAUGAAAUGUGUGCCAUGCUGAUCUUGAAGGAGAUCCACAACCCUAUCCUCAUAAAUGCAACCAACAGUAUGCUUCAGAUGCCCCUCCACAUUGCCGCCAGGAAUGGUUUGGCCACCGUGGUUCAGGCCUUGCUGAAUCGUGGAGCCACAGUGCUAGCAGUGGAUGAGGAAGGUCAUACGCCAGCCCUGGCUUGCGCAUCCAAUAAAGCUGUUGCCGACUGCCUAGCUCUCAUUCUGUCAACCAUGAAGCCUUCCUCAUCCACACCUUCCUCAUCCUCGCCCUCUUCUCCCAGCCUCAACCUGCUCAAGCACUGUGGCAUCACAGCCGCCUGCCCCCCCCUGCCCAAUGGAGGCCUUCGCCAUGGUUACGGCAAAGAUCGCCAUGGUGCUACCAUCGGCUUGGAUGGCUGCUUGACCGAGUGAGGCGUUCUUACUUGUUAAAAAAAAAAAAAAAAAAGCGUGUGGUCGCUUGAUUUGGUCCUCUCUACACACCUAGAUAAACCUAUAUGCAAUUACAGCCACACAUCCCUCCUGUGCCAGUAUCAAAGCUUUUCUUUACAUCUCAGUAGAGAGCGAACACGAGAGGACAAAUUUAGCUAUUUAUUUCUAUUUAUUUUCCCCCACUUUCCUUUUCCUCCCACCCCCUGACUCCCAUCUUAGAUGCUGUCCAUUCAAUAUGAGUCUAAGUCUAAAAUCUGAAUCUAAGCCAUCUAUUCGAACCAGUAUCCAUCACUGGCGAGUCAGUCCUUUAUUUCUUCAUUGCAGUCGAUUUGACUUGGUUUAUGUUAGAAUUAUGCAGCUGUGUGUCUCCAUGGUAACAGUGAUAAUGGAUGGGUUUCCAUAUCAUGCCUCCUAUUUGCGUGACGCUGUGGCCUUGCAUAGGAAUUUACAGCCUGCCCUGAGGAACAAUUUAAACGGGUUACACUAGAUUUGCAUGAAUUUGCGGGACCAUGUAUUUGAUAGUGGUCUUGUGUGUGUGUGUGUGUGUGUGUGUGUGUGUGUGUGUGUGUGUGUGUGUGUGUGUGUGUUUGUGUGAGUGCGUGCGCGUGUAUGUGUGACAUCCACUUUUGCGCAACAGUCCAAGUUUUUCAUCCCAUACUUGAUUCUUACUUUUUGAGGUUUUUAUGUGAGGUGCAAUCUGAAUUAGCACAGAUCAGGAAAAAAAAAAACAACCUAACGGAAUCAUUUCGACAGAAGGGAAACCAUACUACCUUAAGCCAAAAGACCAAUGACCUCCUGGUAGAGGGGUCCGAUAUAAUAUAAAUGCAUGUUUACUGUUAGAGAGAAAAGGGAUAGUGUUUGGUUGGGUUUUGAGCUGGAAAAUUCAUAUUAGGUUUACAAUGAAGGUAAUAGGUAGUUCAGAUCACUGUUUGUAGGUGGGCAGAAGAAAGAGGAGUUUAAAGUGUCAUGAUUUUGGGCGUUUAAAACAUUAUGAAGAUACUACACUAAGGAAGUAUAGAAAGCACAAAUGUCAUUACUGAUGCAAACGUCAUACACAGUACUUGCUCCUUGGAACCUUCUGUUUUAUUUUGGUUUGCUUUGGGUUGGCAGGGCCUCGUACAAUAUCUUCAAUUAAAUCUAUUGCUUUGCUAGUUUAUCAUUAUAAUAUUUAAUGUGGAGUUGCUUUCACAGUGCCUACUGAUUUCAUUUUGUCUACCUAGGGUCCAAUUAGUUAAACACACCAUAUGCGCUCCCCGAAGUUUUCGAAAUGGUGCUUUGACCAGUGAAACAUGAGUUAAGUGUUUCACUAUAAUCCGUUAUGAAAUGAUUACCUAAAUAGAUGAAUGAACGAUUCAUAUAUCAGAACCCACUUUGGGGAGUGUAUAUGUCGAAUUUGCAAAAAUUAAGUGUUGAGGCUGAUUGGACCUUUUUACAUUUGUUUAUGGUGUUGGGGAGCAGUCAUGGGUAUGACCAAAGUUGUGCGAUUUCUAAAUAGCAUUUUAUUAGGAACUUGUAGAUAUAUAUAAAAAAAAAAAAGACAUUAUCUUUUCAAUUAAAAUACUGAAAUAAUAUUCACCCCUCCUCUUUAUAAAAUGCUUCCUUAUUGCCAAAGGUAGAUUAACAAAGUUAAGAUUGUGCUUCCUUUAGGUUUUUGCACCUAAACACAAAAUAAGAACAUGUGAAUGAGUGUUAGAAACAUCCCUUUUUUUUGUUUGUGCACCACAAACAGGCAAUAUAUGCUCAGUCAGUAAUGAGACAAUCAGUUGAAAGGGCUUUUAAUUUUGCCAUAGAUUUUGUUUUUCCUAAACAAGCAAAAGCAUCAACAUUUUUUAACAAUUAGGAAGAUCUAUACCCCUUAAUUCAGUGAACUAAUGCAUACUUCAGGCUUGAAAUGUGGACUUGUUCUCAAUUAUACCAAUACUAUUACUUUUCAUUACAGUAUAUCAGGAUUUUAGCGAUGUAGAUAGAGUAGUAUUGUAACUGAUAUUUUAUUGAUGAAUGAAGGCGCGUAGAAAAAUGAAACUGUAACGUUAGAUGUUUAAAGGCUGUGUGGAGAGCAUAUUUAUACUGAUGAAAUGACCUCUUCGUCGAUGUAAUAAGUUUUGGCUGCUUAAACAAGUUUCUCCACUUCACGCUGGCCUGAUAUAAAGCACUUGCUUGUUCGGUAACAAAAAAAGAUUGGAAAAAAAAAAAAAGCUUUUGCAUCUAUCACAAGCUGUAAAUGGGCAAAUAUCUGACCUCCUCUUGCAAGAGUACAAACGUGCAUGCGUGCAAAUCAGAUUAGUCAAGUUAUAUCAGUGUUUUGCCUGGGAAAUAUUUCUAAAUUGGCUACAUGACUAAGAGGAAGUUCCUUUUGUGGGAGUUUAUUUCAAGCUUAUUUACCUGUACUUGAUCUUGACUUUAUCACGUACACUAACUUUUGCUGCAGUUUGGUGGAGGGGAAGUAAUGCGUGUACAGACAGCACAGGGUACGAUAAUGAAGUGCAAGUUGAUGAUGAGCUUGAAGUUAUUUGCACUGCCAGUUUAUACUGCUUGUAGUUGUAGAAAAACAAAUGAUUAUUUAUAAAUUUAGUCUAGCUAGUCAUACCACAUGUAGUUGAGUUUGAAAAACAAGUGCCCGUGGAGCCUGUGAUUAGUAAUACAUUUCAUUUGGUGCAGGAAAAAGUGCUGCUUUCAAUUGUAUCUUGGAGCUAAUUUUUUUUUAGAGGUGAUCUUUGUCUAUUUAUUAGCGAUAAUAAUUCUUAUCCAGCCAAAACCAACUAAAACAUAUUUGUUUUAAUUCCUCAAAUUUCUAAUUGUCUUAUUGGCAUUGCACUAAAAUUGUUGAAUUGUUUCGUCGAAUGUAUGCCGUGAUGGUAGCAGCUUGCUUCGAUGUUGGUGAAAAUCUUGUAUGCAGUAGUUAGCGAUUAAAUAAUUAGCUUGACAACAGGAACUUUGGAACUGAACCCUUUCAGAACUUUUAAUAGAUUGAGUUGGUGCAUUUGGUGUCCUGUGUUCGAACAGUAAGGGAACCGGUCACAAAGUGGCAAGAUGUUUUUUUUUUAGGGUAGAGAAUAACUUAUAAAUGGGAGUUUCCUCCCUGAAAUCAUUUAGUGCCAUAACUUUUCUUUUCCCUUUAUCAUUUUGAUACAUUUGUAAAAUGUGAAUGAAUGAUUCCUUGGGUUCAGUUUUUGAGUGUGCAUCAAGACCAUUACCAAAAAAAAAAAAAGAACAAAGUCUAAGCUAACAUAAGCUACUGUGCCCAUUUAUAUAUAUUUUUUGGAGAUCCACAUAGUUUGUUAAUUUUUGUAAAAUGCCAGUACGUUCACAAUCAGACUCAAAAUGCCAGUAUAUUCUUAACUAAGCUAUACUGAUGGGCUGGUUAGCUCUUGGUGGAGCUCCUCUCCACCCAUUUAAGUGAAAGCUUUCAUGGCUAAGCCAUAACUUGGCAUUUGCCCUUAUCGAUCGAAUAGCCGGAUUUGAGUCAUCCAGUCAACGGCUCCUUCAAAAACAAUAUUUUAUAAAUCUUCCAUUGUAAUCGAGCAUACCCACGAACCAUUGAUAAUUUGAGGUUUAUGUCUACGCAAUGGAAUUAUGAAACGCCUUAAUUUCAUUAAUAACUGAAGGGCAAAUUUUGAAAUUUACCAAACGACACACUUUACCUAGCUUUUCUUGUUUUAUUCUGGAUCAACAAAUUGUGCAGUUUUAGGAGCUUUUUGUGUUUGUUUUUUACACAACUUUGCUAUGAAGGGCCAGCUUUCAUUGCCUGUUGACCAAGCUAUAAUGGUUGCAGUUACUUGCAGGCAGUUGGAAACUAGAGUCGUCUAAUAAUUGUAACCAUUUUGUUGGAAAGCAGAUUAAUUGUAGCUAACUCAGUGUCCUUAUUGUAUGUCCAUCCUUGCAUAUUUGUAUCAAUAUCAUUUGUUUUUCUCGCAAAGGUAUUAAUGGCUGAUAGAAUGUCUGAUUUACCUCAGCGGACCUCAGCGUCCCUACUACUUGAAGACACAUCCAUUUAAGGCAAUACUCAAAACACCCGUUUCAUUUAACCUUUGUCUAUCUCCCAACUUUUUGCCUUAAGAGGAAACGGUAUAGUUCAGCAGUCGCAGCACUUGUGAGAGAUUUUGUUGUUAACCUGGGAUCUCAUUUCGAUGAGAUUCAUAAGCACACAGUUUUGCUGAAAGAUGUACCAUACUGGCUUCUGGCCUAAAAAAUGAUCAUUUUCAUUAAAUAUAUUAGGAGUUUUUGCACUAGACUAUAGAAAAAAUAAAAAUUGUAUCUCUUUUUUUUUGUUUUUGUUUUUUUUGUUUAAUACACGUGUAUUUACCUGAAAUAAUUUGGAACGGCUAAUAAAACUAGAAACUCUUUGAGGAGAAAAAAAGUUAGCAGGAAAAAAAAAAUCAGUAUUGGAACACAGGAAUGAUUUUGGAAAUACAUAAAGUAAAAAAUAGUCCAAUGAUAAAUUCUUUUUGCAAAACAGGUUCGAUUAUGUCCUUAUUUUUCAGUGUCUUUAUUGAAACAUUUAGGUUGUAAAAACUUGUGUAAUGUUAUAAAUGCAAAUCUUUCUAACAAGUUAAAUAACAAAAGCACAAGAAGAUGUGCAAGAUGUAAUUCCUGAAGUGUGGUUGGAAUUGCCUUGACGUGGCAAUCUUACCUCAUGAACUAGCAGUCCUUAAAAUCUAUCGUGCUAUAUUUACUGGUACAUGAAAUUCGGGUGGGCUUUUUAGCUACGCAUGAUCCGUGCAACUAGAAUCCUGAGGUCACGUUCCAAGGCCUUGAAAUGGAAAACAUUGGAGUUUUCAAGGGGUGCUCUUGAACUUUAAAUGAUGUCCUUCACCCUGGCUUAGUGUUACUUCAUGUUUCUACUUUAUAAGCGCUAAUAGUUUAAAUUGUAAAUCUGCAAGCGAAUGAUCUAGUCAAAAAAGCUGCUUUUUGUUGUUCUCGCCAGCAGCUUGUUUUCAUAAGGCUGUUUAGAAGACCACCGGAGCCUGACUGAAUGGCUGAUCUGACAGGGCACAUAGGGAUCCCUUUAAAAUACAUUUUCAUAUUUAAAAAAAAAAAAAAAAAAAAAAAAGCUAUGCAGGAAUAUUUUCUUUUUAUCUCACAGAGUUGCAUAGUGCCACCAGAGAUAGCCCAAGAGCUUCAUUGACCGAUCACGGACCUUCAGAAGUUCAUCUGUAAAUCUAACACCGACCUCACUUGCUUGUUGGCUUCGGUUGAGAAAACGACUGCUUUGCGUGGCAUGCUGCUAUUUCUUUGGAGUCUGCAAGCAUCUUCAUCAUCUCUUUAAAGUACUACACUUUGUGACGAGUAUGUGGGAUUGUGCCUUUUGUUAUCAAGUACAUGCCACAGGGUAUGGUCUUCCAUUAACACCUUUAGUGAGCCUUAUGAAUGAACAACUGUUGUAAGUUUCAGAAAUAGCCACCAUCCACGAGGUUGCGUUUUGAGCCGUCAAAACUUGCGAUCAAAUUUGUCACAUCACCGCAAAUGAAUAAAAAAUCUUUGUACAUUUAAUUCAACCGUAAUAGCAAAACAUUUGAUCGGUUCUAGCUAGUGACCUGUUCAAACUCUGUAUGGAAAAAAACGUGUUUAGUUUUACAAAGUGUGAACUCUUUAGUGAAGUAGACGUGUGCCGUGUCGUUUUUGUGUGGUAAUGCAUUGGAGAUUAGUUGUAACCCAGUGUCUUGUAGAAUGUUGGCAUGACUCCUUUUCUCUGUUGUAUUGACGUCAAAGUAUCCACCUGAAAUGGACUGAAGUGCAAUAACUUUUUUGUGCGCCAUAGUAUCCUUAAUGGAGGAAAAUGCCCUCUUACAUUAUCCAUCAUGUUUUUUUUUUUUUUUUUCUUCCUUUAAGCAGGGUAUUUAAUUUCACUUAUUUAUUUUUAUUUUAUAUUUUUUUGGAUUGUACAAAUUUGAACUCCUUCCUGCUUUGCCUCCAUAAGUGGCACUUUCUUGUGGAAUGUACAAUGGACUUGGUGGAAACUGUGAUAGGUGUCAAAGCCUUAUCGAUACUUCUUGCUUACUGGAAAGAUGGCAUUUCUGUUUGUUCUUCGGUCGAUAGGUCAGAGAGUGCCGUUUUCCAUGAACCUUCUUCUGCGCCACUUAAAGUCAGCGUCUGCUUUUUGUGGCAUGUUAAGCAUUUGUGUAUGUGUGUGGGGGGGUGUUUAGACCUGUUCAUUUACCUCUGAUCAAUUGAUACCAAAAGCAAAGCUCAUUGCCAGGAAUUACAGUUCUUUUUCAGAUUAGAGAUUGUGAUAGCUGUAUUUGGAAAUGGUAUCUUGAAUGUUAUUGUUGUCACCAGUGAAAUAUGCAGGUUUUUAUUUCUCCCCACACAACAUUUGAACUUUGGGCCAUAUGUUCUGCGGUACCAAAGAACGUUUUAUUGCUGAUCUUUGGAUCAGGUUUUGUGUUUUGUCUGACAUCAAGAUCCCAAUAUUUGUUGUUUCAUGUCUUUGUAAAUUUUAGGAAAAUUAAAAAAAGUGGAACUUGUACCAUAACGAAACAUUCCUUUUGAAUUUCAUUGAAGAAAACAGAGAUACCAUUGGCAGCCAAUACCAGAAGUCAUAUAAUAAUCUUCAAAAUAACUUACUUUAAGCUCUUUCAUUUUGGCCUCAAGCAAUCAAUGACUUCAUAUUUGAUAUCACAGGGAGCACACUGAAUAAAGUAAUCUAGUAUUUCACAAUAUAGGACCAAUGUAUGUCUCUGUAGAGAUGGCCACUUGAAUUCAUUCAAGAACAAGCAAUACAAGUAUCAAGAGACAAUUGUAUAUUUCUAAAGAUUUGUUGGCUCUGGCUGCUUUUGGCCUGGCUAUGUAAUCUGUGGCACCUUAGGUUAACACCCUCUUCUUGUAACUGAAACCAACAUAAGAGAUUUCAGUGCUGAGAGAGCCUUAUUUCAGUCAAACUGAAUGUGAAUUGGAUGUGUGCAGGAUUUGGCCAUUUCAAAGCGACUGGCUUUAAUCGAGCGGACCUCCUGCGUUCCGUGUUUGAAUCCAGUUUCACUAGGACCCGCCGUCUUUAAGACUUUCCAAAAGAUUGCUGUUACAAAAAAAAAAAAAUAAAAUACUACACAGUGGCUACGUUUCCAUCGCCAAAAUGCAGAACCGAAAGGCUGGGAUUGAUGAAAGGCUUAUAUAUUUCUGAUAAAACAGGGUUACUGUCUCUGCUUCCAAGCUCUGCUUGAACAUGCCAAGUAUUUGACUCGGUGAUGUGACGGAAAACACAUCACGACGUGUAGGAAAUGUGACCCUGAUUAAUAAAAAAAACAAAACAAAACUGCACUAUUUACUUGAGUAUUGAACCCCAAGCUGUUCUCUGCUAAUGUUUAGACGAUGGAAAUAUAGUCACGAUCGUGUAGGGCAGCACCCGGUGUGUAUGUGUUGUGCGUGCGAGUGCGACAAACAGGGGUCAUAUCAACCCUGUAUACCUCAUCGACAUAUCUGCAAAUAUUCUUAUCCUGUCUUUAAGUUGAACGUGUAGGAGAUACCAUCACCAGCAGAAGCCUGGGACCAUUGCAGGGUCUACGACAUCACACCAAUUCCAUAUCAAACAAUAAGAUUACGACUUGCUUGCCGCUUCAAGUCUGACCCAUACCCGCAGUGUCGCCAACACAAUGGUUUAGAAUUAGCGAAACGUGAGGCAUUUUAAGUAGCAUUAUCCUACCUCUGUGUUACAGCUUGAUGCAUUGAAAUCUCCACCAGUUGUUGACAAAUGGAAAUAUAUAUGUAUAUGGAACAGAUAUAACUUAUAACCAACAAUCGGUGAUAUAGGACAACAGUUAGUGUACUCGACUGUGUGUCUGUCUGUGUGUAACAUGAUAAUUGUUAGUGUAUACACAACAGAGUACCACUGGAAUGUGAAGCCAGACUGUAUUAUGAUUUUUUUUUUUUUAUUUGAGUGUGUAUUUUUUUUUUUCUUUAUUCAAAGUCAACUUUCUCCCCAUUAUAUUUCAAAUGAUGUCAAAUGUGUCUUGCCUCUGUCGCUUCUUUUUUUUUUUUUUUUUUUUUUUUUUGACAAAACGGAGAAAAAUAUCAGCCUAUACUAGCUGGCAUUUACAUUUGUGCUCACUUUUUUUUUUUUUUUUUUUUUUUUUUUUUUUUUUCACUUUUUCUCACUUCUAAAUGUUCACUGUGAGCGCUCUGAACUCAAGUUUACAGCUCUUCAUGGUAUGUACGUGUAUUUGGUCGAGUUCAGUAGAGUGCGUGGAUGGUUGUAUGACUUUGGUACUGAAGCAACAACUCAAUUUUCUACUGGUGGUGGGGUUUGAAAGGGGGUUGGUUGGUUUGAGUUAUGCACAUUCAUUCUGUACUAAAAUAUGGGGUAUGUAGAAUUCCCUAGCCUUACACCCUUCCAAAAACACUACGCCGGUCACUGGCUAAUUUGCAUUAGCUAUCCACCACCCUGCCAACUUUGUACCUCUGUACAUAUCCAUUUUGGACCUGGGGGCACGGGGCGAAUUCGGUGGAUUCUGCCUGAAUCUGUCAGGACGGUCACGUGACCCCUCCUAGACCUGAGGAAGGAGAACCCUCACCCUUUCAACCCCACAAAAAGACCUCAAGCCAUUCAUUUCCUUAUGUGACAAUGCAAUCCUGAAAGCACUUUGCCUUGUUAAUUCAUAGUAUGAGCUUGUGAAUGGUUACUUGUUACUAACAGAUGUGAAACUCUGUACAUGUAUUUAAGUAAGAAAGAACAUAAUCAUUUUUAAUUUGAGCUUAUUAAAAAUGAAUUGGUCUCUCUGACUUCAAAGACAAAAAAAAAAAAAAAAAAAAAAAAAAUCCCAUAUGUUUUUUGUUAGUCAGGUUCAUGAACUGCUGCAGCCAGUAGGUCUUGUCAUUCAGUAUCGUGGCUUAGAAUUGGUAAUGUUGAAAUAAAAUGCUAUUGCUACAUACAA
This is a messenger RNA of Megalobrama amblycephala (Wuchang bream), 12280 nucleotides long. It is a transcript of the gene ankrd52a, whose product is annotated as ankyrin repeat domain 52a. NCBI's taxonomy places the organism in Eukaryota, Metazoa, Chordata, Actinopteri, Cypriniformes, Xenocyprididae. Gene Ontology annotation, molecular function: protein binding. The record is from RefSeq and is a predicted model, not a curated record.